Messenger RNA from Trametes versicolor FP-101664 SS1, 1408 nucleotides. RefSeq lists its product as uncharacterized. Lineage: Eukaryota; Fungi; Basidiomycota; Agaricomycetes; Polyporales; Polyporaceae. The transcript has 3 exons. Bases 1 to 1191 code for a protein of 396 amino acids. The record is from RefSeq and is a predicted model, not a curated record.
AUGCACUCCUCCUUCCCAUUCACGUUCAGCGCGCCGGCCGCAUACCCCUCGCAGGACCCUGACAGUUCUGGCAUGGACACACUCGACCUAUACACGCGGUCUAGUAGCCCGGACCCCUUCUACGACUGGUUCGACCUCGACCGCUGGGCCGCCGACAAUGGUGUCGCUCGCUCCUCGAGCGACAUCGCAUCCGACGCGCCCGACGCGUCGAACGCGUACGCCUACUCAUACGAGGACAUGGCGAACGCGUACUACGCGUCCCAAGACGCGCUGGCACCACCUUUCGACGCGUUCGCGCCCUCCGUCACGUCCACCUCCGAGGCGUGUGGCUGGGACAGUCGCGACCACGUGACUCUCGGCCCGGACGGCCCGGAGCCCUUCCCAUAUCCGUUCGUCAACCCGGGCGACAUUUGCGACGUCGUUCCGUUCUUCCCGCCCAGCGCAUCGCAGCUCGGAGACGACGAUGAAGACGAUGAAGACGACGAUGUCGAGGCGCUGGAGCCCGAGGAGCCCGUCGCUGAGGAGGAGCCCGAUUCUGACGACUCCUUGGCGCAAGUCGAUGCAUGGCUCGCAAGUCUAUCGGCUGAACCAGUGGCGAUUGUGGAGGAGCCAGUCAUCGAGCCGGAAAUCUUGCUGAAGCCCAGUGCCCCGCGUUCAUGCAAGCGCAAGCGGCCCGACCACAACGACGCCGACAUCUUCCCCACGCCACCCAAGAAGUGCGCGCGCGGUGCGCGUCGCUCUACCCCCCAUACCCCCGCCCGCCCCAGCCCCUCCUCCCUCGCCCGCUCCCAAUCGCCCGCGCUCGACAAGUCCACGAUCCCGAAAGCGAUCGUCGUCGCCCGUACCGAGUUCCCCUGCCCAAUGCGCGGCUGCGGCGAGCCCCUCGAAACGAAGGACUCCGUCUGGCGGCAUCACUUCCGGCGAGCACACCACGCGGAGCUGUGCAGCGAGAGCGCGUGUGCGGUGAGCGGGAGCUGCGAGCGCCGCUGUCCGCUGCCAAAGGAGAACGGGAGCCCCUGCGACAGCAAGUGCAUGACGGUGGAUAGCCUUGGGCGGCAUGUGUUGAACUCGCACCUUGGGGUUCAGUACCGGUGCCCGGUGUGUGGGGAGCAGAGGCAGCAGCGGCAGUAUGCGGCGGAUCGGCACGUCAGGAUGUGCUUCAAGAAGAGUUUGGAGGCGGGGCGGGCGUGAGCUUGGGGGAUGUGGGGCGGCGAACGGGGCGGCUGAGGGCUGCCAAGACGCAAAAGGAACAGCCGGAAGGCACACUAUGCGACUAACUUACUGUACUGCAUUGCCAGCGGCCCGCCACUCUUCGUCUUUACGGCGGGUCUGCGUUCUCUUGGGAUGUAGGAGCGAUUUGUUGUACCACUAGCUGAUUGUUGUAACAGCCGUACGCGCUGAACUUAAU